AUGGAGGCUGCUUCGCCACAGGGGAUCCAACUUCUCGCUUUGCCACCCCAGUCUCCACCUGCCCCAAUCUUCAGGCCGUCGUCCCCAACCCACCAGGAGAUCGGGGUCGACUUCGUCGCCGGCGACGGCGCCCUCGCGUUCGGCUCCGGCAUCAGGGGCCUGAACAUGUCUAGCCACUCGACGCCGAGGGCGCGCUCGUCGGCGCCAUGCAACGCUACGAGUUCCACGCCCACGCGAGGGGCACCGCGGUCGCGCUGGCGCGGGCCAACCGACGGGGCCGUCGAUUGGGGUCGCUCCGACGCCCCCACGGUGGAGGAGGUGGUCGGGCCCGACGGGGUCGACUUCGUCGCCGGCGAUGACGCCCUGGCGUUCGGCUCCGGGGUCACGGACCUAAACAUGGUAGGGCCGUUGGAGCUGGUGGUCUCCAAUGGCGCUGGCGAGGGCCUCGCAGAGCUCGAGUUGCUAUCGUUGUGUCACAUUUGA
This is a messenger RNA of Triticum turgidum subsp. durum (durum wheat), 483 nucleotides long. The record is from the annotation of a GenBank genome assembly. Lineage: Eukaryota; Viridiplantae; Streptophyta; Magnoliopsida; Poales; Poaceae.